Molecule: messenger RNA, 4228 nt
Organism: Silurus meridionalis
Lineage: Eukaryota; Metazoa; Chordata; Actinopteri; Siluriformes; Siluridae
Gene: tbx3a
Product: T-box transcription factor 3a
Exons: 7
Coding region: 901-3045 (714 amino acids)
Biological process (GO): cell fate specification; positive regulation of cell population proliferation; positive regulation of DNA-templated transcription
Cellular component (GO): nucleus
Molecular function (GO): DNA-binding transcription factor activity, RNA polymerase II-specific; RNA polymerase II cis-regulatory region sequence-specific DNA binding
Source: RefSeq, a predicted model, not a curated record
GCUCGCUUUCGCGCGCGCUUUGCGUUGCCUGCCGACGUUAUUCGCGCGAUCGGCGAAGCGAGGUAGCGCUGUCUCGCGGCGGAAAUCGAGUUUUUCCCAACACCUCUUCAUAAGUCCGAAGUCUUUCCCCUCCACCCGACCUGUUACAACCACGCCUACGGAGGCACACAAUUGGUCCCGAAAGCGUCAAAGAGCCAAUCAACGGAGCCUGGAGUCUGGCAACGCGCGUCACAUCCACACGGCUCUGGAGCUCAUGGAAUUCAGAAGCACUGGAAAGAUCUCGGUGCUGGGAACUCGCCACCUCCGCGCGGGCCAAACGGACUUUCUCCAACGUUUGCAUUUGUGUGUAUGCGCGCAACGUGUGUGUGUUUUUUAUUACAGUUAGUAGGGAAGUUGUGUGUGCGCGCGCGUAAAGAUCCAGGCGAUGUCAUAAAUUAAUGGACUCAUGGACAUUCAUUUGCUCCUCCAGUGCACGAGAGAUCUAAACGGUAUCCAUCAGAAUGUAGAUUUUUGAACACCAGCAACCUGAACGCAUAUUUAUUUAAAAGAAAAAAGAGUCGUUCUCUUUUGGUUUCGUAUUUGUGUGUGUGUGUGUGUGUGUGUGUGUUUUGGCUUAAGCGAGCUGAACACACGCAAGAGAGCAUUUGAAGAUAAACUAUACAGCAACGCCGGAGGAGUUAAAGGAUAGCCUUCUCUUCUUCUCUUUUGCAGUCGCUUUGCUGGAAUCCAUCUAACCCCAGAACACUACGGUUGCUCGAACCCAGGCUGUGGAUGCUUGUGUUUUAUUUCCAAAACUGGAUUUUUGCGGAUUUCCAAAAAACUGGAUAAAGAUUCGGACUCCGCGGCGCGGUUAGAAAACACAAAGCAAGGCAGAACUUCUAGAUCAUCAGAUAUUGCUAUAUGCAAUAUCUGGACUUUUGGAUGACCUUCCUGAUGAGAGAUCCAGUUAUCCCAGGCUCGAGUAUGGCAUACCACCCGUUUUUACCUAACCGGGGUCCAGAGUUUGCCAUGAGCGCCAUGCUGGGCCACCAACCGCCCUUCUUCCCGGCUCUGGCACUACCACCGAACGGCUCGCUUUCGCUACCAGGAGCGCUCGGGAAGCCCAUCAUGGAUCAGUUGAUGGGCACCUCGGAUUCGGGCCUGCACUUCUCCUCUCUGGGGCAUCAGGCCGCCGCUGCUCAUCUACGGCCUCUAAAAACACUCGAGCCGGAGGAGGAAGUUGAGGACGACCCAAAAGUUCAUCUCGAAGCCAAGGAACUUUGGGAGCUCUUCCAUAAAUGCGGCACAGAAAUGGUUAUCACCAAAUCAGGAAGACGAAUGUUUCCUCCGUUUAAAGUAAGAUGCACUGGCCUGGACAAGAAAGCCAAAUAUAUUCUGUUGAUGGAUAUUGUAGCGGCUGACGACUGCAGGUAUAAAUUUCAUAACUCACGCUGGAUGGUGGCCGGUAAGGCUGAUCCCGAAAUGCCAAAGCGGAUGUAUAUCCACCCCGACAGCCCAGCUACUGGCGAGCAAUGGAUGUCCAAAGUGGUCAACUUUCACAAACUAAAACUCACCAACAAUAUCUCCGACAAGCAUGGAUUUGCCGUGUAUUCAUUGCAGACGAUUCUGAACUCCAUGCACAAAUACCAACCGAGGUUUCACAUCGUUCGAGCCAACGACAUUCUCAAGCUGCCGUACAGCACGUUCAGGACCUACGUUUUCCCCGAGACUGAUUUCAUUGCUGUGACUGCGUACCAAAACGACAAGAUCACACAACUGAAAAUCGAUCACAAUCCGUUUGCUAAGGGGUUUCGAGAUACUGGAAAUGGAAGGCGUGAAAAAAGGAAGCAGUUGGCCUUACAGUCCUUAAGAUCUUACGAGGAACCUCAGAAAAAAGAGAACGUCACCUCUGACGAUUCAUCCGGAGAACAGAAUUCGUUCAAAUGUUUCCGACAGAGUUCAUCUCCCGCCGUGGCGACUGUGGGACGGCAGAGCUUAAAAGAUUUCUGCGACAGCGACGAAGACAGUGACGAGGACGAGAGAGACGCAAACCCCAAGGAAGGACCAGACUCCAGCAAAAUCUCCACCACCACUGAAGACGCAAAGGAGCGCGAUGGUGCUUUAAACAAACCCACAAACUCGUUUGGAGAGGGCGACUCCAGGGUGCGCGAGAGCAGGACUGAGAAAAGCCGGGCCGAUUCGCGACACAGCCCGGUGACGCUCAUUUCCAGCACCACGCGCUCGGGGGAAGAGCUCAAAAGUCCUGCUGGGGAUCAGCCCAAAUCGGACGAAUGUCGUUCGGUAAGCAAGGAGAGUUACACGACACCACUGACUGUUCAGACAGACGCCGGUGCGCAUCUGAACCAGAGCCACAUGCACAGUUUCGGAUUUCCACCCGGUUUGGCGGGGCAGCAGUUUUUUAAUCACCUGGGAAGCGCCCAUCCUUUUCUCUUGCAUCCCAGUCAGUUUAAUAUGGGAGGUGCGUUUUCCAAUAUGGCCGCCGGGAUGGGUCCAUUAUUAGCAGCCGUGUCCUCAGGAGGAGUGACCAGCAUGGACGCGGCCAGCAUGGCGUCACCGUCGCAAAGUCUGACUGGUGCGCCAGGAGUGCCUUUUCAUCUGCAGCAACACGUCCUGGCAUCUCAGGGAUUGGCGAUGUCACCCUUUGGAGGCCUCUUCCCAUAUCCUUAUACGUACAUGGCAGCAGCAGCUGCUGCUUCUUCUGCAGCCACCUCCUCGGUCCACCGCCACCCGUUCCUUAACGCCGUGAGACCGCGUCUCCGGUACAGCCCUUACUCCUUACCGAGUGUCCCGGACAGCACUUUGCUCACAACCGCCAUUCCUCCCCUCGACCUGAAGGGGGACGUCAUGGCUUCCAGUCCCGUUUCUGCAACUUUGGAUUCCACUUCAGAGGUGACCAGUCGUUCCUCGACCAUCUCAUCCGGCUCAGUGUCUCUUUCACCAAAAACGGGCUCUGAAAAAGAUUCAAACAGCGAUUUGCAGAGCAUCCAGCGCCUUGUGAGCGGACUCGAGUCAAAGCAGGACAGACCACGAAGUGUCUCUCCUUAAUCAUUAUAAUGGUGAUUAUUAUUAUUAAUAAUAGGACAUGAUUUGCAUUGGGAAUCAUUAAGGACAUUGAUGAUACGGAUCAUGUACGACGACGCCCUUCUAGCGAAAGCAGGUUUACAUAGGCUGUGGACCUAUAAAUUAAAAAAAAGAUAUAUGUUCGGUUUAAAAAUGCACUUUGGUAAAACACAAAAUAAGAAAAAAAAUGUUUAUGUUCACGUCUUGUAAAUUAAAACAAUCUCUCUUUUUUUUCUCCUGAUGUUUGAAAUUACCGUAGAAGUAUUGAAAAACGAAUUAUGGACUAGGGAAUUUGUCACAGGUCGAAAAAAGCUGCUGUCCUCUCUACGUUUUUAUGUCAAAUCUCUGGGGAGGGGGUGUCAGUCAAGUAAUUUUAAUAUGCACUCUUAAUAGAAAUUUAAGUUUAUUGGAUAUCUGUUUAUCUAAUAAUAAAAAGGACUGCUAUGUUUUUUUUUUUAUUAGUUAUUAUAUAGUCUAUUGUUUGAAGCCUGUCGUUACUGCCAGAUGGAAGCAGGCGUUCUGCAUGUUGCGUUUUGUUUUGAUUUUAUUACCAAAUACACACACACACACACACACACAAACACACACAAAACUACAUCCAGCGUGAAAAAUGACAAAGCAGUGCGUGCAAUAUUACUUACAACUUCAACUGUAAACAAAAGUUCGGACCUUGCAAUCACUCCAACUCAACAAGCCACGUGUAUAGAAACACAUGGAACACACCCUACAUGAAUAAAACGAUCUGAUAUUGUAUUAUAGGCUUCACACCGCGGUACACAAAAAAACAAUCCAGCGUUGAUAUGAAAUGGGGGAACUGGAGCAGUUUACCGACGGAUGCGGUUCUAAUGACUAUAAUGUAAAUAGUGACAUAUACUGUAGCUACAAAGUAUUUAUGUAAUUAUUUCAUAUGAAUAUUGCGUGUAAAUAUGACGGAGUUGGUUUGUUCCUAGGGGAUCUGUUAUUAAUUUAUUGUUGAUAUAGUGUGUUAAAAAAAUCGUUUGUGAGGUAUUCUCAUUGCUUAUGACAUUCACAUUGACGUCCCUCUGACUGUAGAUUGUUAAUGAGCCCCGGAAAAAAUAUGUGCCAUUGUUCCAUACUGUUCUCUCUGUGUUCAAGUGUUUCUGUUCAAACGCAUUAAAGGCGACAACGCAUUGCGCCAGUGUCUUUA